UUCUAGGGAAGAAAUUCUGAAAUACGACACCAGCAGCAGUUGAAAAUUCAACUCUGUGAGAACAACUCAAUAGUUUCUCUUACUGGAAGUAACGUUGGACACAAUAAAGAUCUGCAUAAGCUAUCUUUCUCUAGCAGCUUGAAGCAACAAACAAGAUAUUCAAAGGUUACCUAACGAAGCUCCUGCAGAAUCACACCGCCUAUGCCUGCGACGGGCAGCACCUGAGCCUGCACUGCCCUCGGCACUCAACCAUCAGUGUGCAGUCAGCAUUUUAUGGGCAGGACCCCCAUAUGUGCAGUGCUUGGGAGCCUGAAGCCAGGAUGACAGAACCCAGGAACUGCGUGGCACCCACCUCUUUGCAGGUACCGCAGGUUGUAAAGGUUCUUAAGAAAGUACUGGAUGAAUGCCAAAACCUGAGAUCCUGCCAACUCCUUGUCAAUAGUCGGGUUUUUGGGCCUGAUCUGUGUCCAGGGACCACAAAAUUCCUCCUUGUCUCCUUUAAAUGCAAACCUACUGAAUACAAAACCAAAUCAGCAUGUGAAAACCAGGAACUGAAGCUCCACUGUCAGGAAUCCAAGUUCCUUAUCAUCUACUCGGCCACCUACGGCAGAUGGGCACACGAGGAGAGCGUCUGCUCAACAAAGGCGGAGCACACACCCCCCUUUGACUGUUUGUCUUACACAGCGCUGGGAGUGUUAUCGAAGAGAUGUUACGGGAAACAGAGAUGCAAAAUCAUUGUCACUAGCCGGGAUUUUGGAAGUCCAUGCCUACCUGGAGUGACAAAAUACCUAAAUGUCAGCUAUGCAUGUGUUCCUAAAUUUAUCCUCACUGCUGUCAACCCCCCGGUCCCUGAUAACAAGUCUUCCAUCAAACAGAACGAUGGUGUCGACCUUGAUCCAAGGGAAUCGAGACUUCCAAAGAAGGAUGGAACUAUUGUUAGCUCUAACUACCUGGCUACAUUUGCAUACAUUAGAGAUCACCCUGAGAGGGCUGCUCUCCUGUUUGUGUCCAGCGUUUGUGUGGGACUAAUCCUCACACUAUGUGCCUUGGUGAUCUGCGUGUCAUGUCCCAGAGACAUCCAGAAACUUCACAAGAAGAGGGAUGAGCUGCUGCCAGAGAGUGCCAGAGCCUACCAGACCAGUGAACAGGAGGAAGAAGAGGAGGAUUCCUCCCUUUCAAACAGCCAGGAUGAGACAGACAGACUUUACAGACCUUCUUACUCGGGUUAUAACUCCGCAGAGGCAGCGGAACUGGCCGAAAGGAUUGAGCGCAGGGAGCAGAUCAUACAGGAAAUUUGGAUGAACAGUGGUUUGGAUAUGACACCUCCUAGAAAUAUGAAUACAUUUUAUAUUAAUGAACAAUAAAACGGCUUAUUUUGGAUGACACCUAUCCCUUUUUUAAAAAAAAAAAAAAAGAAAAACAAGAAUGUACCUUCUGUGAAGGAACAUGUGUAUCAGUGAAUAUAAUGAUUUGUAAAAUACAAAGAAAUAUAUGCAAUUAAAAGAGGUUUUCAUGCCCUUGACUGUCUAUAAAUUCUUCUGUGAAAAACACUCUACAGUUUUAACUCAUGGUAUGGAUUACUUUUCACUGUAAUUUGGUAUCAACUGCCAAAUGCAUGUUUAGGAAUAUUAAAAAAAUAAAGUGGAAAAUAUUUAAGUAGAUGUGUUUAACCAUCAGACCAGACCUGCUCAAGAUGCACUUCUGCUGCCACCUGUGCUGGCAAAUCGGUGAAGAACAAGCUCCAAAAUGGCUGCUGUUUUCAUACAAGACUCUUGACAUUGCCACAUGCUAAGAAUACUUUACUUAAGGGAAACACUGAGUUUAUUUUUCUGAUCCUAAAGCAGGGUUAGAGCUGGCACCUGAACGCAGGUCAUAGUUUCAGGAUUUUUUAUCAGUUCCCAAUCUUCACUUGAAAAUUUUAAGGUCUGUCA
Messenger RNA from Ficedula albicollis (Collared flycatcher), 1931 nucleotides. RefSeq names its product eva-1 homolog C (C. elegans) (gene EVA1C). The record is from RefSeq and is a predicted model, not a curated record. Gene Ontology annotation, cellular component: extracellular region. The coding region runs from base 291 to 1364 and encodes 357 amino acids. The transcript has 8 exons. Lineage: Eukaryota; Metazoa; Chordata; Aves; Passeriformes; Muscicapidae. Gene Ontology annotation, molecular function: carbohydrate binding; heparin binding.